Messenger RNA from Amphimedon queenslandica, 1201 nucleotides. Its product is annotated as cyclin-related protein FAM58A-like. Bases 363 to 1097 code for a protein of 244 amino acids. Gene Ontology annotation, molecular function: cyclin-dependent protein serine/threonine kinase regulator activity. Lineage: Eukaryota; Metazoa; Porifera; Demospongiae; Haplosclerida; Niphatidae. Gene Ontology annotation, biological process: regulation of transcription by RNA polymerase II. The record is from RefSeq and is a predicted model, not a curated record. The transcript is spliced from 7 exons.
UGAAGUUAUUAAAAAACAAAAUGGCGUCUAGCUUGCCCCGUCCUGAAAGUUGGAAAUGGUAUCAUUGGUUUUCAGCCAAUAGAUUGAGAUCAUGGAGUCCUACAGCUCUCGCAUUGUUGGCAGGUGCUGGAGUGACACUUGUUUAUAUGACUGACUGGCAAGUAGUCCUGAGAUACGUCCCGUAUGUGAGGGGAAAGUUCCCUCCAAUAGAAGAAACGCCUGCUGGGAAUGAAGAAGAAGGGGGAGACUGACUAAUAAAUAUCAUAGAUAGUAUUUAAUGCAUUUUGUUAUGUUAUUAGUUGACACUUAUUUACGAUUAGGGCGUGGCCCAGUUUAGUCCUAUGAAUAUUUAAUUAGAUUUUAUGGGCGUGGUAUUAAUUAUGGCGGAUUCUGCAGCAGGCACUGAAGAUAAAAAUCAUGAGAAAAGUGGCUAUUCUCCUGUUUUAGAAGAAACACUUUUCGUUGCAAAAGCUGGGCUAAGAUUAAGAAUGAGUGAAGUGGCCAUUGCUACAGCUCUACAAUAUUAUCACACCUUUCAGAGCACCAUGGAAAAGAACCGCUUUGAUGAGAAUUUGGUUGCAAUGGCUUGUCUCUUCCUUGCUGCUAAAGCUCAGGAGGUUUCAUUAAGACUAAGUGACCUUGUUAACACCUGCUACCAUAUACUUCAUCAUGAUAAGCCACAGCUUGAAGUAUCUAGUCUCUACUGGCAGUUAAAGGAAAGUGUUGCUAAAAUGGAACUAGUACUUUUAAGAGCUUUAAAAUUCGAAUUUCAAUUAGAUCUUCCGCAUAGAUAUCUUCUCCAUCACUUGCUCUCUCUCUCCCACUGGGUCGAACCCUCUCAAUGGCACUCAAGUCACGUGACCAGGUUGUCAUGGUCCCUCCUUCAAGACUCCUUUCACACGACACUAAACCACAUACACCCACCAAACAAAAUGGCCGUCGCAGUUCUCUACCUAGCGGUGAAGGUUUCUAGACUCGUGAUACCUUCACCAGGAUCAAGAUACCAAUGGUGGGAGGUGAUGUGUCCUGGAGUGACAGAGCCAGAACUGCAGACAUUGUGUGAGGCAAUAAUGAAUUUAUAUCAAAAUGAAAAAUGAUUAAUUACUCUGUAAUAUAAUUACAUGUAUGUAUGUAUUAUUUUUAAUACUUUGCAUAUGGAAAUUUUUCAUCAAUGAUGCGAUCAGUCGUUACUAUGUUUAAA